Molecule: messenger RNA, 1629 nt
Organism: Colletotrichum lupini
Lineage: Eukaryota; Fungi; Ascomycota; Sordariomycetes; Glomerellales; Glomerellaceae
Exons: 6
Coding region: 1-1629 (542 amino acids)
Source: RefSeq, a predicted model, not a curated record
AUGCCCCAGCCAAAAAAUAAUGUUUCCAGCCCUCUGUUUGGCUGGAUUCCCUUGCUGACUGGUCCGAUGCCCUCUUCUCAGCCCGGGCUGUGCUCCAAACUCGCACCCUUCGGCCACCACCCAAUCUUCCCCUGGAGCUUCGAGGAGACGCUGGGAAAUCCCCCCCGACCCCCCCUGCCCUCCCCGAGAGUCACUUGCACAUUCGGGGGAUGGGCCUUGGUUGCUGUGGAUCCACCAAACCUAAUCAAUCGGAGCCCCAUCCACCAGCAUUUCAAACGCCCUUUCUCGACGUCCGCCUUUUUUUGCUGUUUAAUUCGAAACAUCGACACUCGCUUGAUUCUACCCGCUCGUUUUUGGCCGUUUAUUGAAAGAGGAGGAAUUCACAAACCAAGCACAAUUCUCCCGGGUCCCGAAUUACUUGACAAGCCAACGACAAACCCCCCAGGUUUUGUUAUUGCGAAUUUACUGCGAAAAAAGGGGUGGCCACGAUCCAACACCAUCUCCCUCAACCACGACUAUUCGAUACCGAAUAUCGAAAGACACCAAGAACGCCUCGACGACGUCCUUCCGCUAGGAACCUCGUCCUCAAAUUCAACACACACUCAUAAAUUUCACCGGGAACCUACCUCCUCCCACAUCGAAAUGAAGGCCGUUCAGUCUCUCGCUCUCGGCCUUGCCGUCUUCACUCCUCUGGCCUCCGCCUGGCCCAAGUGGCUUCCAGAUGUCGAUGCCCUGGUUGUGCGGCAAAACGAUCAAUCCUCAACCGCUGCCGCAACUCAGACCGCGACUGCUCAGACUGGCGCCACAGCAACAGGAACGGCACAGGCGACAAACACCGGCGGCGCGAAGACCACCAACCUCAACACCGCAAAGCUUCCCACAGGCACUGAGACGGGCACUGGCACCAAGACAGGCACCAGCAAGUCCAAGGCGACCUCUUUCGAUGACACAGAUCCGGCUGGUGGCAUUACCAUGGUCACGCCAGCGGCCACGGCUCAGUCUAUCAACCUUUACAAAAUAGGAGACUUUGUCACCUGGGGAUGGAACUACACAAACCUUCAAGCCUCUCCUACGGCCAUCGAUGUCCUUGUUUCGUGCUCAUCCAUGGCUCAGACCUGGACAUUGACACAGAACAUGACCUUUGCUCAGCCCGCCUCCUUCACCUGGGAUUCGAGCGUGCAGGCGACCGACCCCUCAGCGCCGUUGCGAAACGACGAAUACACUCUUGUCAUCUACGACGCGGAAUCGAGCGUCAGUGCUACCGCUCAGCCUGGCUACCUUGGUGUUUAUUCCAGCUUCAAGUUUGGCAUGUACAAGGCUCAAGAAUACAAGCCCCUGAACGAGUGGAACUGCGCAACGUGCUCUGCUGCGUCUGGUCUCGACAGCAAGGCUCUCAGCAUGGCUGUCGGUAUGAGCAUUCUCACGGUGGCCAUUGCUUUGGGGGGGCCUAACAAGAGCGAGGAACAAGAGUUCAGCGGUAAUCAUUUACGGUGGUCAUUUCUACACAACACCAAGGGCGGCGUUACGUGUCAAAGCAUGGUCGGGCAAAAUAUGACUCCGCAUAUAGGUAAACUCCAGACGUUUAUGAGUGUUAUCUUGAUAUAUAGCUUAAUUGAUGAUACUGGCUGA